AUGGAGAAAGCGAACAAGUUUUACGUUAAUGGAAUCUCUACGGCUCGUUUCAUCCUGCUGGGCUUGGUUACGUUGAACUGUCCGGUGGCAUCAACCACCACGCAAACCGGAGCUCCCAUGCACCAAGUGCUGCUCACGCAAAAGGGAUACGUGCAGUUCCUACGAUGGGAGUUGGCAGUGCCGGAAUUCAGCGAGUUCACCUUCUGCUUGUGGCUAAAGUCGAACGACCUCACGCAUCCUCAUCCGAUUUUCUCCUACUCGAAGAACGAGCGAGAGCGUCUGGCUCGAUCGUGGAUAGCGCCACAUGGGAGGAGCGUUCACCUUGAGAUCGGCGGAAGACAGGUGCUCGCGACGUCGACGGACAUUCUAGAGAAUCGAUGGUACCACGUCUGUCUAAGCUGGGAGAACCAGGAGGGUCGCUAUGGCGUGUGGGUCAAUGGCCGGUUGUGGACUCAAGGUCGCUCUGACGAGACGAUAGGUCACACGAUCCCAGGUGGCGGAGACGUGGUGCUAGGCCAAGAGUACACGGACGUGGACAAAGGGCUGGAGGACGGUAUAGAGGGCUCUGUGCUGGGCUUCAAUCUGCUAUUGGCCUCGGCUUUCGAUACCCUAGACAAAGACUACGUGUCAGAAGCCUCCUACGAUACUGUCCAGGUGUCCUCCGCGUCGAGUUACGCCACGGUCCCCCUUUUUGCCAGGAUUCCGACGACACUGACGCAACGCGGCGUCAAUUACGGGCCGGGAAUGCGUCCCAGCACACCUCGAGGACGUCGUUACACCGGCACCGUCUCUUUGUCUGCGACCGAGAACGGAAAGAGAUCGAUCGAUUCCUUGCUCAACAGCUUGAACGCCGAGUUCUUCAAGCUGCUGAGACAGCCCAUGGGACUGCAACUGGUCAAGCUGUCGUACGUUCGCUGCGAGAUCGGACGGGGGAGCCCGUUCAUCGGUGGCUCGCUAAUGCUCAUCUCCUGGACCAGGACACCCGUGAAAAUAUUCGGCGGAGCCGUUCUCAAGGACGCCAAUGGCGACUGCGGCAAUUUCUAG
This is a messenger RNA of Eufriesea mexicana, 1044 nucleotides long. RefSeq lists its product as uncharacterized. The coding region runs from base 1 to 1044 and encodes 347 amino acids. The record is from RefSeq and is a predicted model, not a curated record. The transcript has 4 exons. NCBI's taxonomy places the organism in Eukaryota, Metazoa, Arthropoda, Insecta, Hymenoptera, Apidae.